CCUUUGUCUUUUGGCAAAGUUAUUUCUAGAUCACAAGACCCUCUAUUAUGACACAGACCCUUUUCUCUUCUAUGUGAUGACGGAUCUGGAUAGUAGAGGAUUCCAUAUUGUUGGUUAUUUUAGCAAAGAGAAGGAAUCAACAGAAGACUACAACGUUGCUUGUAUACUUACCAUGCCUCCUUAUCAGAGGAAAGGAUAUGGAAAAUUGCUCAUAGAAUUUAGUUAUGAAUUAUCCAAAUUUGAAGGUAAAACUGGAUCACCAGAAAAGCCUCUAUCGGAUUUGGGACUGUUGUCUUAUCGGUCGUACUGGGCCAAUACUAUAUUGGACAUCUUAAUUUCAAUAAAGCCUACUGGAGACAACGAAAAAGCGCAAAUUACAAUCAAUGAAAUUUGUGAACUGACCAGUAUCAAAAAAGAAGACGUCAUUUCGACCCUCCAAAAUUUGAACUUAAUCAAUUAUUACAAAGGCCAAUAUAUAAUAACAUUAACAGAGGAUAUGGUACAGCAGCAUAAAUCUGCAAUGGACAAAAGAUUGGACUCCUAA
This is a messenger RNA of Frankliniella occidentalis (western flower thrips), 544 nucleotides long. Its product is annotated as histone acetyltransferase Tip60-like. The transcript is spliced from 3 exons. The record is from RefSeq and is a predicted model, not a curated record. Gene Ontology annotation, molecular function: histone acetyltransferase activity. Gene Ontology annotation, biological process: regulation of DNA-templated transcription. Bases 77 to 544 code for a protein of 155 amino acids. NCBI's taxonomy places the organism in Eukaryota, Metazoa, Arthropoda, Insecta, Thysanoptera, Thripidae.